Molecule: messenger RNA, 3942 nt
Organism: Oenanthe melanoleuca
Lineage: Eukaryota; Metazoa; Chordata; Aves; Passeriformes; Muscicapidae
Product: Y+L amino acid transporter 2-like
Exons: 10
Coding region: 1312-2757 (481 amino acids)
Biological process (GO): amino acid transmembrane transport
Cellular component (GO): membrane
Molecular function (GO): L-amino acid transmembrane transporter activity
Source: RefSeq, a predicted model, not a curated record
UAGAUUUUGUAUUUGCAGAAUAGAUGUUCAAGAAAAAUCCUUUUUGUGCACAGUGCAUGCUUUAUGAUUGCUCAAUGUUGAUUUAUGUGCUGUUCCUGUAAAUCUAGUAAUAUCCAGUAGUGUGUAACCAUGAGGGUCAGACCAAUAAAAAUAUGGGAGACAUUAAUGAAGAAAGGACUCUUUCAUGUUCCAACAUGCAGCUUCUACAGACUUGAAACAAAGGGCUGAGGCUGGCUCAGGAGUAGGAUAAACAGACUAUAUAAAGGUGGUCUGAGAGUAGAGUCCCUCAGUAUAACACACAGCCAGAAAAACAGUUUGGUGCCCCAAAUCUGAAACAGGACAAACUCAAGUUCAAAUUUCAGAGUGAAAGUAAUUACACAUUCUUGAAAAUAUGCAUUCUGGGCUUUAGGCUAUAGUUGUUAACAUUGCCCUGGCAGAAGGAAAAGACUUUAAGGUGACAGAGGCUCUGAUUUAUGAACAUGGUGCUCAGCCUCUCUGUUUGUCCAACCAGGAACAACAUUCCUUCAAAACAAUCCUAUUGCCAAAAUGCUUCUUGCUACAUUAUAAUGUACGUAACCACAAGCUUGCAGGCAGCUGGAAUUGUGCAAUCUUUCCAGGCAGACUUAAAGAGCUCUCAUCCUUCAUAGAUAAAACAGCUUGAAAGCUGCUUCUUCAAAGAAUUUGUCCUAAACCUGCUUCGAAUAGGGUUUUUAAGAAGCACAGCCAUUUCUGUGUAAACAUUAACUGCAUACCUGCUUCAGUCUGCCACAAAAUGCAUGUUACUUUAAAACGAAGGAGCAGGAGGAGCACUGGCUUAUAAAAGGAAGAUUUGUGUUGUUUUUAUUAUUCCCUUUGGUCACUGUGGAUUACAGAAUGGAACGUGCACCAUGAUUCUGUGCUCCCACUUGUUUUCUAGCUGGACUGCUCAAGCCGUUGGAGGGAUAUCUGUGCUGGGACUCAAAUAUGGAUCAAAUGUGGAUUAGUGGUCCAGUCUGAUGCAGUGCUGUUAUCUGGUGCCUCAGCUCUAGUGACAAGACUAGUGACAAGACCUGCUGGAUCAGCUCCUUCCAGAUGAACUUUGGCACGAGUACAUCAUUCUUCACGGAAAACAAAAAUCCCAAGUUAUUUCUCUUGCAUUUAUUAACUUUUUGUUAAUAUUUUAUUUCGUAAAAUCCCAGAUUUUAUUUUCUGGAUGUUUACUUGUUUCAGUAGACAUUAUGCUGUACACCAUACUGGCUUUGAAAAGGACAUCAUAGGACAACCUGUUUUUUCAGAAGACUAAGUGAAUACACUGGGUAAUGUGAAUUGAAGAUGCCAGCCCCUUGGCAAAUAUGCUGCAACAAAAAGUCCAGAACCAAGAAUGCAAAAGCUGAAAUGGACAAUAUGGCAGAGACAAGUGAAAAAAUGCAGAUGAAGAAAGAAAUCACGUUACUAAAUGGAGUGUCUUUAAUUGUAGGGAACAUGAUUGGCUCUGGCAUAUUUGUGUCACCCAGAGGUGUUUUAAUGUACAGUGCUUCCUAUGGACUCUCGCUGGUCAUCUGGGCACUUGGUGGGAUUUUUUCCCUGUUCGGAGCUUUGUGCUACGUUGAACUGGGAACAUCCAUCCUGAAAUCUGGAGGCAGUUAUGCCUAUAUUCUGGAGGCAUUUGGGGCCUUUGUGGCCUUCAUCAGACUCUGGUCUUCCUUGCUAAUUAUUGAACCAACAACUCAGGCAGUGAUAGCAAUCACAUUUGCUAACUAUAUUGUCCAGCCAAUUUUUCCCCAUUGUGAACCUCCAUAUAAUGCAGUCAGGUUGAUUGCAGCUGCCUGUAUAUGUUCCUUAACAUUUAUUAAUUGUGUUAAUGUGAAGUGGGGUACCCGUGUACAAGACAUUUUCACAUAUGCAAAAGUUAUGGCUCUUAUCUUGGUGAUAUCUGUUGGCCUUUACAAAAUUGGCAAAGGGGAAACAGAAAACCUGAGAGCUCCCUUCGAGGGCUCAGCCUCCAGCCCAGGGAUGAUCGCCCUGGCUCUCUACUCCGCCCUCUUUUCCUACUCAGGAUGGGACACACUCAACUAUGUCACCGAGGAAAUGCAGAAUCCUGAGAGGAACCUACCUCUUUCUAUUGCAAUUUCAAUGCCCAUUGUAGCUAUUAUUUACCUGUUGACUAAUAUAGCAUACUAUGUAGUGCUGGACAUGUCAGCUCUCCUCAAAAGUGAUGCAGUGGCUGUGACAUUUGGAGGUGAAACCCUUAGUCAUGCCAAGUGGAUAAUUCCUAUAGCAGUGGCCAUGUCUUGCUAUAGUGGCUUAAACUCAUCAAUUAUUGCAGCAUCUCGACUUUUCUAUGUUGGAGCCAGGGAAGGACACCUCCCUGUCAGUCUGAGCUUGAUUCACAUAAAGUGCUUCACACCAGUCCCUGCUCUCCUGUUCAAUGGCUUAAUGACUUUGCUUUAUCUCCUUGUGGAAGAUGUUUUCCUCCUUAUUAAUUACUACUGCUUCAACUACUGGCUCUUUGUGGGUCUAUCUAUUGCAGGACUAAUAUAUCUGAGAUACACUCAACCACAUAGACCACGGCCUGUUAAACUUAGCCUCUUCUUCCCUAUAGUAUAUUGUUUGUGCUCCCUAUUCCUGAUUAUAGUGCCUCUCUACAGUGAUACUAUCAAUUCCCUUAUUGGUGUUGGUAUUGCCCUCUCAGGCAUUCCUGCAUAUUAUUUGGGAGUCCAUCUGCCAGUUGAAAAACGACCUAAAUGUCUACUUUGGCUCUCUGUACAGCUACAAUAACGAAGUAUGUUCAGAUGCUCUUCUACUGCUCUCUGUCAGACCUGGACAUAGACAUGGAACCCACAGCAGCUAAGAGCAAAUAGAGCUGCCUCAACAUUGAGAAUUGUGCCUUGACAUCUCCUAUCUGGAACAAUUUUUGUCAUCUGAAGUUCUCCCCAUAUGUUCAGUCAUUCUAGAGCACUAACCAUGGUACCGUGCAUCAGUUUGAUGUCUGUUAAGUUGUGAUGGUUUUAUAAAACAUUCUGUUUUCCAGGAUUUUUUUAAAAUUCUGUUUGUUAAUGGUGAGUUAUCAUGUAAUGUUUUGAAACUAUAAAGCACUUAAUGAACAAAUAUUUAUUAGUAGAUAAAUGCUGAAUAUUAAAGGCAAAAGAAGAGUAAAAAAAUAGAUCAGAGCUUUGCAAGAUUCAAAGUCUGAAUUUAAAAGUAGAAGUCACAGUAGUCUUCUAAAAAUGUAACUAAAUUCUUAGCCAAAGCAAAAAAAAAAAAAGAUAUAGUUCUUGCUGGUAAACAUGUUUGGAGCUUUAAUACUAGUGUUGAAUUAUUCUAAUGCAUAAUUCCUGGCAUGUGUAGUUUACCAAAAGCAGAAAACCAAAGGGUUUGGUCAUUUAAGUUCUGUGAGAAGUUUUCAUUUGAUGAUGGUCCACACACAUUACUCUUUUGUAGAAAAGGUAUUUCCAACAAACAAAUGAUGCCAUUGUUCAGAAUAGUUUUGCUUUCCAGAAGAGCAGUCUGCCAUGGAGAACUUCAAGGCACUGGGUCACAUUCCAUCUAGUGUAUAUUCAGGGAAAAGACCUUCUCAGACUGUCCUUUGCUUGCCUGCAAGUAUCAAAAUCAAACUGAUUUUUUCCACAGUGGAACUUACUUCAGAAAUUCACAAGGACAAAUUAAAAAUUGAUGUUUUUCAAAAUUCCUUGAGCCCCUUCCUAAUCCCUGAGACCUCACCAGUUUCUGCUGGCAAGGUAACCUGCAGGUCUCCUACUGUGCACACAGAUAGGUCUUCACACCAUGCAGGUGCCUGUUGCACAACACCCAGCACAGACAAGUGCACCCACCAGAGGGUGCCAUGAAAGAAAAGGGUAGUUAAGAACUAGGGAUCUUCUCCUGAACAUUAACUUUUUCAGUGUGGCACACAGGAAUGUGCAACUAGUCCGAAUCCUUGGUCUCCUGAAAAGGAAAAGACAAUAA